GAAACUAAAUUCAAAAACACCAGUGAAGUUCAAUUCAAAAUCUGAAACUCGAAGAAGGAGAUAAGUAUAUCCAACGUACAGUAGAACCCUAAAAAUCGAAAUAACAAAACAACCCCGCGUCCCAUAUCUCAACACUUUCAAAAUUCCAAACCCUAAUUAGUCACGGAGCAGAACAAACGACAAACAGGCAGACUCAGCCUACCCCCACUGGCACCAUUUUUAGUUCCUCGGUCUGUCACUCAUUUUCUUCUCCAACAAAAAGCAGCACUCACUUCAGUAAUCCCCUUCCCUAGCCAACGCCUUCCAUCAUGCAAGCUACUCUUUUAUCUUCCCGAGUUGUCUCUCCCAUCAUUAAACCUUCAUUUCCCAGCAAUGGUACACACCGGACGAACCGUACUGCUUCCCUUCGCGUCACGGCGCAAUCGCCGCCCUCCGUCACCGCCGAACCGUCACCGCCGCCAACCGCCACCGUAAAGCUCAACAAGUACAGCUCCAGAGUCACAGAACCUAAAUCACAAGGUGGUUCUCAGGCAAUACUCCAUGGCGUGGGACUAUCUGACGAAGACAUGUCUAAACCUCAAAUCGGGAUAUCGUCCGUCUGGUACGAGGGAAAUACGUGCAAUAUGCACCUGCUUAGACUGUCAGAGGCAGUGAAGCAGGGAGUGCAAGAGGCAGGCAUGGUGGGGUUCCGUUUCAACACUAUCGGUGUUAGUGAUGCUAUCUCCAUGGGGACUCGAGGAAUGUGCUUUAGCUUGCAGUCAAGGGAUUUGAUCGCUGAUAGUAUAGAGACGGUCAUGAGUGCGCAAUGGUAUGACGGCAAUAUAUCGAUUCCUGGCUGUGACAAAAAUAUGCCAGGAACGAUUAUGGCAAUGGGGAGGCUUAACAGACCAAGCAUUAUGAUUUAUGGUGGAACUAUCAAGCCCGGUCAUUUUGAAGGCAAUACAUAUGACAUAGUAUCUGCCUUUCAGUGCUAUGGAGAAUAUGUAAGUGGAUCCAUAAGUGAUGAGCAGAGAAAGAAUGUUGUCCGUAACUCAUGCCCUGGGGCUGGUGCUUGUGGUGGGAUGUAUACGGCUAAUACCAUGGCUUCUGCAAUCGAAGCUAUGGGGAUGUCUCUUCCUUACAGCUCUUCGAUCCCUGCUGAAGACGAAUUGAAGCUAGAUGAAUGCCGUUUAGCUGGAAAAUAUCUUCUAGAAUUGAUAAAAAUGGACUUGAAACCGCGAGACAUUAUUACUCCGAAAUCUCUGCGAAAUGCAAUGGUCAUUGUAAUGGCACUGGGCGGGUCUACCAAUGCUGUGUUACAUCUAAUUGCUAUUGCAAGUUCUGUUGUUCUGGAGUUAAUUCUCGAUGAUUUUCAGAAGGUUAGUGAUGAGGUUCCGUUUCUGGCUGAUCUUAAGCCUAGUGGCAGAUAUGUUAUGGAAGAUGUGCACAAGAUUGGUGGAACACCUGCAAUUAUUCGCUAUCUUUUGGAGCUUGGUUAUCUGGAUGGAGAUUGUGUCACUGUUACUGGGAAAACAAUCGCUCAAAAUGCUGAAAGUUUCUCUCGCUUACCUACUGGGCAGGACAUCAUUAGACCUGUGACAAACCCCAUCAAGGAGACAGGCCAUAUACAAAUAUUACGAGGAAAUCUUGCACCAGAAGGUUCUGUAGCUAAAAUUACUGGGAAAGAAGGGUUAUAUUUCUCUGGUCCAGCACUUGUUUUUGAAGGAGAGGAAUCUAUGAUUUCUGCCAUCUCCGAGGAUCCUAUGAGUUUUAAGGGAAAAGUGGUAGUAAUUAGAGGGGAGGGGCCUAAGGGGGGCCCAGGCAUGCCUGAGAUGUUGACACCAACAAGUGCGAUAAUGGGAGCAGGUCUUGGAAAGGAUGUUGCACUGUUAACCGAUGGCAGGUUUUCAGGAGGGUCACACGGGUUUGUUGUUGGCCACAUAUGCCCUGAAGCACAGGAGGGUGGUCCUAUUGGUCUUGUAAAAAAUGGAGAUGUCAUCAAGAUUGAUGUCCAAAAUAAGAGAAUAGAUAUUCAGAUAUCAGAUGAAGAAAUGACUGAGAGAAGAAAGAGGUGGACUCCACCCCCAUAUAAGGCUACCCGAGGGGUUCUUUACAAGUACAUAAAGAAUGUGCAGCCGGCAUCAAAGGGUUGUGUAACUGAUGAGUAGGAUAGACCAAAGGUAUUUUUCAGAAAGCUUAUAGAGUGAUUGUCAGCCUGUUGCGGCUUGGCUAUCUGUUGCGGCUUGUGUCUACCUAACCAAACGAGUCAGUUUUCUUUUUGUUUAAUUUUGUCAGGUUAUGUUUCUUGUCCUUGUUUUAUUAUAAACAACUGACAUUUGUUAAUAACAUAUGUUUAUUCUGUGUUUGUUGUGUUA
This is a messenger RNA of Carica papaya (papaya), 2354 nucleotides long. RefSeq names its product dehydratase family. The record is from RefSeq and is a predicted model, not a curated record. Gene Ontology annotation, molecular function: dihydroxy-acid dehydratase activity. Gene Ontology annotation, biological process: branched-chain amino acid biosynthetic process. NCBI's taxonomy places the organism in Eukaryota, Viridiplantae, Streptophyta, Magnoliopsida, Brassicales, Caricaceae. Gene Ontology annotation, cellular component: chloroplast stroma.